AUGCAGACCAACCACGUUAUCGGAAUUAUAGUUAUUGCCUUCAUGGCCUUUAUGAUUUUAUUCGGUAUAGGCAUUUACCACUCUAUUCAAGCCAUACAGAGACGUCGCUUCCGGGGAGCCCAGCUUCUUGCAGAACCGACGAUGAGUGGAACACAAGGGACUCGAUCGCUAUUUUCCUCGUUAGAAUCCUCACAUCAAUGGAGUCAAGAAUCCCGAUCGUCGAGUUCGACGCAAUCACAUUCGACUCGGGCCUCGUCUCAAUGGAACGAUAAAAGACAUCGUGCGACCGAAGCAAGGCCUAAAAGAUCUCAUAGACUCCCCGAUAUCAUGGAAGAAUGGCCAAAUGAGGGAUUCCGAGGAAUUUCACCAGAAGAUACCUCCCAAGGAACAGCGGAGUCUCUUUCACAGCUAGAACAAGAGAUGCCAGGUUCUUAUAACCGAUCCAUCAGACCCGGUGAACGUCAAGUCGGGCUUGGUAUUGCUCAUGGAAAGGAACGUCUUGUACAUUCAUAG
Molecule: messenger RNA, 513 nt
Organism: Botrytis fragariae
Lineage: Eukaryota; Fungi; Ascomycota; Leotiomycetes; Helotiales; Sclerotiniaceae
Exons: 1
Coding region: 1-513 (170 amino acids)
Source: RefSeq, a predicted model, not a curated record